This is a messenger RNA of Pisolithus orientalis, 3559 nucleotides long. RefSeq lists its product as uncharacterized. Bases 212 to 3346 code for a protein of 1044 amino acids. Gene Ontology annotation, molecular function: protein binding. The transcript has 4 exons. NCBI's taxonomy places the organism in Eukaryota, Fungi, Basidiomycota, Agaricomycetes, Boletales, Pisolithaceae. The record is from RefSeq and is a predicted model, not a curated record.
UCCUCUCGGCUUGCCAACCACCUUGCACUUCUCUCAUCCAUCGUGCUAUUCACACUUCGUUCUCCCCGGUACCCAAGAUCGCUGUUCUAUACUCUGUCUCUAGCUCAUCCUGACAUUCAAGAUUGUUGAUCCCGUUUCUUUUUCGUUUCCGCUUCAAGUGUAACGCAUAUUCAUUUCCACCGUGUAUAUCCUUCCUGUGUAACAGCAUUCAAUGGUUUCAACGGACGACAGUUCGAACCCCCAUGCCCCGGCCCACACGCACCCUGCCACCCCUCUGAAACGCUGUCCUCCACGGGAAGAUGGCCGGCAUGCUCCCCUCUUCGAGCUGACUUGUGCCCUCUGCCAGAAAUACAACAGAGAUAACGAAAUUGAAGACUUGAACGAGGCGAUCACUUUCCACCGCGCAGUUUUAGAACUCCAACCAGUCGAAAACGACAUGUAUCAUCAGUCCACCUCAUUACACCACCUCGCUCCCUGCCUUUCAUAUAGAUAUGACGAGCAAGGGGAAGUCGACGACUUAGAAGAAGCUAUCACGCUUACACGUGCAGCGCUGGAGCUGUGUCCACUUGGGCACCUCAAUCGUGGUGUAUAUCUCUGCAAUCUCGCUGGCAACCUCAGGAGGAGGUUCACGACGAAGGCUGUGAUUCACGACUUGGAGGAAUCGAUUGAACUGCUCCGUUCAGCUCUGGAACUGUGUCCCCCUGGACAUCCUGAUCGGUCCUUGACGCUCCAUGGGCUUGCUCUGUGUCUGUCGAAUAGAUAUGACAAGCUUGGGACAGUCGACGACUUGGAAGUAGCUAUCUCGUGUGGACGUGCAGCACUAGUCCUCCAUCCGCCAGGGCAUUCCGAUCGUGAUGGAUCUCUUCACAAUCUCGCUUGUGACCUAAGGAAGAGGCUCGUGAAGCAGGCUACAAUACACGACUUGGAGGAAGCGAUUGCGUUGCACCGCGCAGCUUUGGAACUACGUCCCUCUGGGCAUCCGUGUCGGUCUUCAUCACUCCGUGAACUUGCUCUCUGUCUAUCGAAUAGGCGUGACAAACGAGGGUUAGUCGAUGACUUGGAAGAAGCCAUCACACUCGGGCGUGCAGCACUAGAGCUCUGUCCACCUGGGCAUUCCGGUCGUGGCACAGUUCUUUACAACCUUGCUUGCGACGUCUGGAAGAGGUUUCAGGGACAGGCUGACAUGCCCGGCUGGAUUUUGGUGGCGCGUCCGAAGAGGAGAACUGAUUUCGCCUCGUCACUCCUUGAGCUCUCGCUACACCUCUGGGACAGGUUUCAGAAGCAGUCCACGAUGUCCGAUUUGAACAAUGCUAUUUGUCUUGCGACAUAUGCUUUAGAGCUUCGAUUACUACCUGAGGAUAUUUCCGUUAGGGGAUGGGUUCAGAGGCUGGUCCAGGGGACAAACUCAGACGAACUGGUCGAGCUUGGUCGAGCGGCAGACGAUCUAUGUGUCCUUGCGAAUUACCUUAGGGCCAGAUUCCAAAUUCAGCAUGCAAUCGUCGACCUCAAUGAAGCCAUCACAUUAUACAAGUGUGUACUCCAACUCCGUCCGACUGGGCAUCCCAGUCGCGCUUCGUCCCUCCACGACCUUGCACAAUGUCUAGUGGAACGGUUUCGUCAACAAUCCACCCCAGCUGAUCUGGAAGAGGCUAUUGCGCUUCAACAAGAAGUCCUGCAGCUACUCAUAUCGGAAGACCCAAGUUACGCCACGUCUCAGCGCUGUCUUAUGGCUUAUCUCCAAAUGAAAAUCAGGCUACAAGUUGCUAAGGCGUCCCCCAAUUCCUCACUUGUCUCCCAUUUUGACAUUAAGGAAGUCAUCCGUAAUAUCGCAUUGGAGACUCUCGGAACCUCGCCGCCCAGGUUGCUGCACACACCUACUGGCAUCCUAUGCAACCGGGACGCACAGAUAUCACAUUUUAUGACCAGUCAGCAAUACAAUCACCUACUGUCUUCGUACGCAAUGUGCGACCCGGACCAGCGAAUGAAACUCAUCCAUACCGAAGUCUCGAGAUACUUUAAGUAUGUCACGUUCUCUCACCGCUGGGGUGAACGCGAGCCAUUAAUACACGACGUCGAGGGCCGGCCGAUAUAUGCUAUGUCAACAGAUGGGGGCUUUGGAAAGCUCCAAGCGUUCUGUCUUGUUGCCUGCGAGUGGGAUUACUUGUGGGCAUGGAGCGACACGUGCUGUAUAGAUAAAAAUAGCAGUGCCGAGUUACAAGAAGCUAUAGGAUCAAUGUUCGCAUGGUAUCGACGGUCUUCCCUGACUAUCGUGUAUCUUUCCGACGUUCCCGAUGCAGGUUCGUUCGAGGGCAGCGAGUGGUUCAGACGUGGGUGGACCCUCCAAGAACUACUGGCUCCUCGCCGCAUAUUAUUCUACACCCGAAUCUGGUCACUUUACAAGAACCUCACAUCUUCGAACCAUAAAGCCGAUGCUGCUGUGCUGGAAGAGCUAGAGAGGGCAACGGGAAUAGAGUCCCGGUUUCUUACCAACUUUUUUCCAGGUAUGGAUGACGCACGUUCCAGACUCCAAUGGGCGUCACUACGUUGUACUACUCGGCCUGAAGAUGUUGCUUAUUCGCUCUUUGGGAUCUUCAACCUUCACCUGCCCGUUCUUUAUGGCGAAAGUGCCGAGAACGCGCUUGGCCGUCUCUUGGCCGAAAUCAUAUCACAGUCCGGAGACAUCUCGGUUUUGGAUUGGGUCGGAGAGCCAUCACCAUUUCAUAGCUGUUUCCCUGCCCAGAUCACCUCGUAUCAAAAGGUGCCAUUGCCUCCACCCCGCUCAAGCGCAGAAGAGCAGUCAUCGACGAGUCAGCAGUCUACGUCGUUCAAAGCAAUGCAAAAAUUGCGUCGCUCACUUGCCACGUCUCUCCGCCCUCAUUUUCUCACUCGUUCCGUGUCCGGCUUCUAUACCCUUCCCAGCGCACCCUUCCCACGAUUUACCAAUGGCUGCCUUAUAUUAUCAUGUAUCGCUCACCGUGUUACAGCUGUUCAGCUGAAAGUGGCAGAUCCAUCCGCACCGAGUUACACGUACAAGAUCCAGGCAUUCGGCCUCAAGCCACUUGAGAUUGCACUUCCAGACAAGCUGGAAAAUGCAACGGGGUCGCAAGGUUCUCUGCAGGUUGUUCGCCCUUGGCACCCAAAGUCGCUUGUUCCCACCGCGCUAGAUCUUGCCGUGAAUGAAGAGAAGCUGCUUUCUACACUUGGGCGGCCAUUUAAUGCUCUUCUGUUGUCUCGACUACCUUUCAACGAGCACAAAAGGAUCGCGUCUUCUAUUCUCAUUACCGCUCAGCCUAUAGACCGGGCUAGCAUUUUGAGAAGCAAAGUUGAGAUAUUCAAUAUCGUGUAGAUAGCCAUCGCGUUAUUAUAUCCCACGUCGCGAACACUAGUCUGGAAAAUAUUUGCAUUGAUUCUGUUAGUGAGGAAAGGGCGGACGGGUCGAUUAGCUCCCUCGAAGAUGCUUUCUAUGAAAGUGCCAGACUCCUAUGUAUUGUAUGCAGAUCUCUUGAAACCUUAUGUAAAUAUCUUCCUAACGUUGUCUACCGCUGGGGCGAAUCUUGAG